Opisthorchis viverrini is the source of this 6024-nucleotide messenger RNA. RefSeq lists its product as hypothetical. The record is from RefSeq and is a predicted model, not a curated record. Gene Ontology annotation, molecular function: calmodulin binding; syntaxin-1 binding; diacylglycerol binding. Gene Ontology annotation, cellular component: terminal bouton; neuromuscular junction; plasma membrane. The annotation marks the transcript as partial. Gene Ontology annotation, biological process: dense core granule priming; synaptic vesicle maturation; presynaptic dense core vesicle exocytosis. The transcript has 28 exons. NCBI's taxonomy places the organism in Eukaryota, Metazoa, Platyhelminthes, Trematoda, Opisthorchiida, Opisthorchiidae.
AGUGUUCCAAAGCCAUUUGCAGUUUCAACUUCUGUGCCCAGCACAAGCCAGGCUCAACCAAGCUCUUCUUUCUUCGGUCGCAUUUUGGCUUCUAUUCCAAAUGUUUCGUCGGUCACUGUUCCACCUCAUGUGCCUACCUUCCCGCUCCAUUCACCGACGGUCCCUCGGCAGUCUCCGGCGACCUCAACACCGUCGUAUAUCUCUGUCUCUUCUGUCCCUGUUUCUACGAUUACCACACCCCCUCUCGUAUCACCGGUCUUUUCAUCGCUUAUUCCACCCCCGAAAGCCGUGACAUCAUCUUCAACUCUUGAUAAACCUCUAAUUCCAAUCUCGACUGGUGGGUCGUUGUCCCCAUAUUCUUCGACUACGCGGGCUUGUUCACCCCUUGUUGACAGUAUCAAGGUUUCCUGUGCUCAGUACACUGAUCGUAUGAUUUCCUCUGCAUCGGACCAAGCAACCUCUGAAUCGAUUGUUCCCCCCACUGCGACUGGCGCUAUCUCAUCUCGGGCUUUCGAGGACGGGUAUUCGACUUCUGAUGGGUUCGUUGAUUCUGAACUUAAGAACUCUGGGACAAGAGAACCGUUUAUUCGUAGAUUCUCGGGUCUUUCGAGCUCAUUUGAUGAAACGAUUAUGGACAAGCUUCCUCCCUUUUCAGCUGAAGAACAUUUACGCCAAUUGAGGGUUCGUGCUGGUCUUGAACCGCGCUAUCCAGCUGACUUGGAACACGUCUUCUCGCAGAUGCUGCAUCCAGCCGGCGCAUCAUCUCAACCCGGACCAGCAUCCUUUUCAGUGACAACGCCCGCAUCUGUUCCAAAGCCUCUACCUCCCUCUUCUAGUACGCUUUUUGAUACUACACAUAUGCACAUCAAGUCCCCACAACUUACCCCUUCCAAAUUUGGAACACCUCAAUUAACCAGCGUAUCAACUCCGUCGAUACCCAAUUUAUUUGCCAACAUCAAGGCUGGACUUGAUAGUGGUUUAGGUCAGUCGGUUCAACGCAAACCGACGGCGCAACAGACAGCACCGUCACAAAUCAAACAACCCCAAGCUGGUUUUGGCUUUGGUGUUAAGUCCCUCCCAACCAGUUUGUUUAGCAACUUUUUGUCAUCUGCAGCCUCCAAGGCACAAACAGUCGCGGCCGGCGCAGUUAGACAGGCUAACGCCGCUGCGGAUGCAGCUAGGGAGGUAGCGAACCAGGCUGCGGUUCAGUUGUCGGCACCAACGCCUAAAACCACUCAACAAGCACCAGCACGGCAGCCUCCGUCGUUGUUAAUCACAGAAGCUUCAUCGAUUGAAAAGGUUGAGAAAGAACAACCACCACAACGUGAUAUUGGUAUUCCUCGUUCUUUUGACGAACCGUUCGCUCCGAGUACGGACGGAAGACCAGCUCCAGUUGGGCAAGAAGAGCCGGGUGAUGCAUCCGACACCACGACGAAGUGUAUACUAGAUGCAGGUCACGGCACGAUUGGUUCCGCGGUUCCCCAAGAACGGCAAUGGUUACAUGAACAGACGAUGGACGUCACUUCAGAUGAUGACUAUGACGAUGAUAUGUUUGAUCGUAUGCAGACACUUUCAGACGGAUAUGAUUCAUCUACUGGAAUUGGUGGAAACUUUGAUGCACCGAAAGAUCGCCAAUUUACAGAUAGAAAAGCUUCGAUAACUACGCAAGACAGUCUGGCUGAUACUAACUUAGAUGUGGAUGGACAGAGAGCACUGCUUGCGCGCGACAGGAUGUUGAUGGCAGCUGCUACGGGCGUGCACUCCCCAGUGCAUAAGGGUCCAGGCGAACCUGGCUACUUCGAUGGCUUGAUAUCUGAGAUGGGAACAGCAAAGAAGCCGGAAGAUCCUUUGCAUGAAUCGACUCUGACGGACAAAUCAGAACCGGAUCCUGGACUGAAUCUGGCGGGACGAAAACCAAGAGAGCGCAGUAGUAUUGAGGAGACCGCACUCAAUAAAGAGCACCGGGCAUCUUUGGAAAGGCAAGUGGUCUAUCUGUGGUAUUUUGCUUCGUCUUUUGCAAUCGGUAUUUCGUUGCGCAACUGCGAUUCUGUCCAGUGUUUUUAUGUGUUAUUACACUCUCCCUCCUUUGUUCGUUCUAGCCGUCGAGAUUCAGACUCCAAACUGCGGCGGCUACAAAAGUCCAUGUCGGUUCAGUUGGAUGACAGAGACGAUACCACGGCAGACGAUGAGGAAGCGGUGAGAUUUUCACCUACGAGUUGUCAUCCUGAGUCCAUACACGACCGAGUGUCUUCUUUUGACGAGUGGAGUCGUUUCGCUGCAUCUCCCGAAGAAUUCCACAAGGAUGAAGCUGAGCCAACAGACAAAACAGUGUACAGUCCUACGCACGUAUCAGAGGGAGAGAAGAUGGAGCCAUCUUCUGCUCAACCUGUUUCCAAGUCACUGGCUCGCCAGCGUUGGCACGAUGCCUUCAAUCGUGUUUGUAGUCGUUUAGGGACAGACAGUAUGCUGUUUCCAUUUGAUACUGGUCGCGCGGCGGAUCGCCAUUCCUCGUUUUAUACCAGCAUCGACAGCAUGCCGGAUAUUCGACUGAAAAAGAAACCGAUAGCUCUCGUCAGUGAUUUGACCAUGGCUGUCCAGAAACGGAAUAUGGGCACAGCGAGCGCCAACCUGAUCACACGACAGUCAAUCAAUGACGAGGAGUUGAAACAACACGUCUACAAAAAGACUUUGCAGGCGCUACUGUAUCCAAUCUCCAGCAACACUCCGCACAAAUUUCAAGUCUGGUCAGCGACCAGUCCAACCUACUGUUAUGAAUGUGAAGGGCUUUUGUGGGGUAUUGCCCGUCAGGGUCUUCGCUGUACCGAGUGUGGUGUCAAGUGUCAUGACAAAUGUCGUGAAUUGUUGAAUGCAGACUGCCUGCAACGCGCUGCCGAAAAGUCCACCAAACAAGGUGCGGACGACAAAGCCCAAGCAAUCAUUCAAGCUAUGACCGCGCUGAUGCGUCAGCGGACUAAUGAAUGCCCUGAUCUGUUCGACCUCGUCGGUAAAGUGUUCAAAGUGGACGAAAAGACCCACGAACGGAACUUGGCGCAAGCACAACAGAGCAUUUUGGAUGGAACCAGUAAAUGGUCAGCGAAAAUUGCGAUAACAGGCGCUGCCGAAAAGUCCACCAAACAAGGUGCGGACGACAAAGCCCAAGCAAUCAUUCAAGCUAUGACCGCGCUGAUGCGUCAGCGGACUAAUGAAUGCCCUGAUCUGUUCGACCUCGUCGGUAAAGUGUUCAAAGUGGACGAAAAGACCCACGAACGGAACUUGGCGCAAGCACAACAGAGCAUUUUGGAUGGAACCAGUAAAUGGUCAGCGAAAAUUGCGAUAACAGUCAAAUGUGCGCAGGGUUUGAUCGGAAAGGACAAAACCGGUACCAGCGACCCGUACGUCACAGUUCAGGUGGGCAAAGUCAAGAAAAGAACCAAGACGGUGCCACAGGAGUUGAACCCAGUGUGGAAUGAAAAAUUCUCGAAUGCCACAAUGCUUCGGAUCGCAUCAAAAUUCGUGUCUGAAAAGCGCACGGACAAAAGUGCCGUUUCCGGCGCCAUUCGUCUCUUCAUUUCUGUGGAAAUAAAGGGUGAAGAGAAGGUGGCUCCCUACCACGUUCAGUACACCUGUUUGCAUGAGAACAUAUUUCACUAUCUCUGUGAAACGAACAAAAGCAAAGGAGAAGUAGAGGUCAAAAUUCCGGACGCUACCGGGGAUGAAAGCUGGAAAGUGUACUUCGACCAACCUGCACAGGAAAUAGUGACGGAAUUCGCUAUCCGCUACGGAAUCGAGUCUAUCUAUGAGGCAAUGACGCACUUCUCCUGUCUCACCACUAAAUACAUGUGUACCGGUGUCCCAGCGACCAUGUCCAGCCUUCUGGCCAACAUUAACGCCUUCUACGCUCACACGUCCGCGUCCAGCAACCAGACCGCUUCAGAACGCUUCAGUGCGAGUAAUUUUGGGAAAGAAAAGUUUGUCAAAUUACUCGACCAACUCCACAACUCGCUUCGUAUCAGCCUGUCAAUGUAUCGAAAUUCGUUUCCUGCUUCCCAACCGGAUAAGUUACAAGAUUUGAAGUCUACUGUGGAUUUACUAACUAGCAUCACGUUCUUCCGCAUGAAGGUUCAAGAGCUGUCCAGUCCACCCAGGGCCAGUCAAGUAGUGCGUGAAUGUACACGGGCUUGUAUGCAAAGCACUUAUCAAUUUAUCUACGAAAAUGUCAAUGAGGUCUAUGCAAGACAGUUUCAGGAACCCGUGACCGCUGAUGAAGGGGCUCCAUCUUUGAAAUCCUUGGAAUUUUGGCAUCGCCUGAUCACUCUUUUGGUUUCAGUUAUCGAUGAGGACAAGACAACCUAUGCGACAGUUAUCAAUCAAUUUCCACAAGAAGUCAACAUGGGUCAUCUGAGCGCCAUAUGCAUGUGGGAGAGGCUAUCAGAGGAUCUGCGUAUCGCGUUGGAAGUUCACGCACGUGCGGAACAACGCUACUGCAAAUCUUCUGACUACAUGAAUCUAUGUUUCAAAGUCAAAUGGUUCUACAACAAACAUGUGGCCAUUGCACCAGAAAUGAAAGACAAAGUUCCCGAAUAUCCCCGUUGGUUCGAACCAUUCGUGAUGCAAUGGCUGAAUGAAAACGAUGAGGUCUCAAUGGAUUUCCUCCGCAAUGCGUACGAACGAGACAAGCGUGAUGGUUUCCAGCGGUCCAGCGAACACGCCCUCUUCUCCAAUUCUGUGGUCGACGUUUUCACGCAGUUGAAUCAAUGCUUCGAUGUUAUUAAAAAACUGGAAUGUCCAGACACUGACGUUCAGGAGCGGUUUUUGAAUAGAUUUUCACGGACUGUGAGCAAAGUUCUUCUCACCUAUGCGGAAAUUGUUAAAGCUGAUUUUAAAAGCUGGGUGGGACAGCAGGAGGUCGCCUGCAUAAUCAUGAACAACAUCCAACAGAUGCGCGUCCAACUGGAAAAAGUAUUCGAGGCCAUGGGUGGGAAUAAUUUGCCAGAAGACACGUUGACCGCCAUGAGCGAUUUGCAGCAGAUGCUUCAUCUAGUAAUCGAUGACUUGGCCGCACAGUAUGCCCAACAACUUCAGGGUGAAAUCGCCACAAAGAUCAAAGAACUGAGCAAAUUACUUCAUCAGUGUUCACCGAAUUCGAAAGCCAGCGUUGAGUCUGAAGCCGAUCUGAUUCUCCAUCCACUCAUGGAUCAUUACGAAGCCACCUUGUCCGCCUUGGCUGAUUUGUGCGAGAAAACUGUGUUGAAGCGUCUGCUCAAGGAGCUCUUUAAAGUCUCAAUGCACACUUUAGAGAAGCAGGUCGUCUUGCCUACAGUUUCGGACCCUAGAGCGCUCUUCCUCAAUUUGACUAUUCCAUCGACGGCUCAAGCAAAAAUUUCCAGUGUUUCCCAAAGCCUAUUAACGAAUGUCAGCAGUCAGUUACCCGCCAGCCGAAUCCUUCAGGACAUUUCCAAAGACACCGGUGUGACUGAGCGGAACCUCACUCCAAGGCAUUGUCAAAUACUAGACAUCGCUUUGGACGCUAUCAAGAGCUACUUCCAUGCUGGCGGUAGUGGUCUAAAGAGCACGUAUUUGGAUAAGUCACCGGAAUUGCAGUCUUUGCGAUACGCGCUCUCUUUGUACACUCAGACCACGGAUGCUUUAAUCAAGAAUUUUGUGGCAACUCAAACGUCUCAAGAUAAACCAGCCAUCGAGGAAACUGUUGGAGAAGUUUCCAUCCAAGUUGACCUGUAUCGGCAUCCUUCACAUGGUGAACAUAAGGUUAUGGUAACAGUCAUCGCAGCCAACAACCUGAAAUGGUCCGGAACCGGCGGAUUUCGACCGUUUGUCGAAGUUGUCCUCGUUGGUCCACUGCUUGCAGAGAAGAAGCACCGAUUUGCCACCAAGUCAAAGCCAAACACUUGGUCUCCCAAGUUCAAUGAGACAUUUACCUUGUAAGUCUCUGAUUUUAUGCAGCGUUCGUGUUUACCACCGUUCGGUCUAACAUGCCUGCAUGAAUCGCGGUUGUCGGUUUGCUCG